AUGUGGCGCUACCUUCAUCUCCUCUAUCUAGUCGGACUCGCCUCAUCCGAAAUCUACCGUCUCGACUUCAGUUUCGACGGCAAACCAAAUGGCAACGUAUUUCAGCCCGGCGAGACCGUAAAAGGAACCGCGCAUUUCUAUAAUGACAAGCCAGAUAUCACUAAUGUACAACUCAAAUUGAUUGGCGAUGCUCGCGCGGUCGACAUCGACGACAAAAAAAUCAAGGAUCGCGUCUACAUCAAAUAUUUCGAAGAGGAGAAGACGCUCUAUUCGGACAAGAAGCCGCUAGGCGAGGGAACGCACGACUUCAAGUUCUCGCUCAAACUUCCGAAACACAUUCCGACGUCGUACGAAUACGGAAACAACGCGAUUCGCCACUAUCUCCAAAUCAGCGGAGUCAAAAUUAAUCGAAUCCAAUGUUUAGUCGUCGCCGAUGUCGAUUUGAGCAACGAUGGCUCGUAUGAGAAGCCGGCGAGCGUCGAGUGUAAGCUGAAAGUCGGCCUCAUCAAAAAAUCCGAUUUCAAUAUUAAGAUGUCGCUUCCAAAGACCGGCUACGUGCUCGGCGAGCCGAUUCGCCUCAACGCGCCACUCGAGAAUCACAGCUCGUACAAAAUCGAUAAGGUGUUCGGCGAGCUCGCGAUCUACACCAAUUUUUUGACGGUGAGAAACGGCCGAGUUUUCGGCGUCGGCGAUGCGCCUCUCAAACCGACCGAUGCCAACGUCAAGGUGCACACUUCUGACAACGCGCAAGCAGCGAGACUGUUCGAGCCAUCCAGCGACGAAGGCAAACUCGAAAAGCAGACGCUUCAUCUCGAGAUAAUGUCGAGCAAAGCCGGCGACGCGCCAACGAUGAAGCUCGGAAUUGUGCCAUUCGCUUAUAUCGAGUGGUACGUCAGGGUCUACGUCAAAUUCGACAGUUUUCUUCAAGACAAACUGAUGUGUCGAAUUCCGGUGACGAUUGGCACGAUUCCAACGAAAUCGGUGAGCUUCAAACACGCCGAUUCGUACGCCCUACCGAAUUAUGGACGCGGUCUGCUUGACGACGGCGAGGCGACGAAAUGGCACGGUGGUCAUGUCUAUCCAGUCUAUGCGCAAUUCGGCAAAUCUCAAUAA
Messenger RNA from Caenorhabditis bovis, 1113 nucleotides. NCBI's taxonomy places the organism in Eukaryota, Metazoa, Nematoda, Chromadorea, Rhabditida, Rhabditidae. The record is from the annotation of a GenBank genome assembly.